Stegastes partitus (bicolor damselfish) is the source of this 1644-nucleotide messenger RNA. It is a transcript of the gene syt8, whose product is annotated as synaptotagmin VIII. NCBI's taxonomy places the organism in Eukaryota, Metazoa, Chordata, Actinopteri, Pomacentridae. Gene Ontology annotation, biological process: calcium ion-regulated exocytosis of neurotransmitter; synaptic vesicle endocytosis. Gene Ontology annotation, molecular function: calcium ion binding; SNARE binding; phosphatidylserine binding. The transcript has 9 exons. The record is from RefSeq and is a predicted model, not a curated record. Bases 81 to 1373 code for a protein of 430 amino acids. Gene Ontology annotation, cellular component: axon; synaptic vesicle membrane; plasma membrane.
CAGAAACAGUCCAGUCUCAGCCAGUCGUCAAGUGGGGAUGUGAACAUUUCUGUAAAACUCUGCAAAACUUCCUCCUCAUCAUGUCUCCCAUCCAUCAACAACCAAAUUCUUCUCAGCCAUUAUCCUUCAUGGACCUUGCUGCAGCAAACUUCACAGUCACUGAUCAUCCAACCACCAUCACCUUCACUACCUCUGCCACUAACACCACUGGCAACCCAGCCGCUAACUUCUUCAACGACUUGCUCAACAAGAUCCCUCUGCCUCGAUGGGCUGUCUACACCAUCUUUGUGGCUGGCGGUCUGCUGAUUCUGCUCUGUUGUCUGUGUAUCUGCAUCAAGUGCUGCUGCAAAGGGAAGAAGAAGAAGCGGCAGAAGAAAAAGGACGAGCAGAUCAAUUUGAAGGGGAUGGAUGGCAAAACAACCACAGCUCUGGUUCAGCCAGAUGUGGGAGAUGUUGACUACGGCUCGACCAAAAAGCAGAGAGGAAAGCUGCUGUACUCGCUGGAUUACAACGCCGCUCUUUCUGAGCUCACAGUGGGCAUCAAACAAGCAAGCAGCCUGAAGGCCAUGGACAUAGGAGGAAGUUCAGACCCGUACGUCAAAGUGUACAUCUGCCCCGACAAGUCCAAAACCUACGAGACCAAAGUGUUCAGAAGCACACUGAAUCCAGUCUACAACGAGCAGUUCACCUUCCAGCUGUCCAAGUCUACGCUCCUGAAGUCGGUCGUAGUGAUGAAGGUGUUCGAUUUCAACCGAUUCUCCAAACACGAAAUCAUCGGUGAGCUCAGGUUGCAGCUCUGCAAUGUGGACUGGAACCACGUCAUCGAGGAGUGGCAGGACCUUGCCGAGCCGGCCAAAUUCGAGGAAGAAAACCUGGGGGAGAUCUGCUUCUCUCUGCGCUAUGUUCCCACUGCCAGCAAACUGACUGUAGUGAUCCUGGAGGCCAAAAACUUGAAGGGCAUGGAUGUUGGAGGAUGUUCAGAUCCAUAUGUGAAGGUGCAGUUGGCUCUGGACAAGAGGAAGUGGAAGAAAAGAAAGACGUCAAUAAAAAGAAAGACGUUGAACCCUUAUUACAAUGAAUCCUUCACUUUUGACGUGACAUUUGAACAAAUCCAGAGGGUCAACCUGGUCAUCUCCGUAUGGGACCAUGAUGACAUAAGCAGGAACGACGCUUUGGGGAAGAUUUUUCUGGGUUGCGACGCCACAGGGAACCAGCUGAGACACUGGGCUGACAUGUUGUCCAACCCGCGGCGGCCGGUCGCUCAGUGGCACAGCCUGCUGUCAGCCGAGCAGGUCAAUUCCACCUUGACCCUGAAAAAAAAGAUUCCCAUCCCCAGCAAACUGGUUGAAAACACACGGUGGAGCUCGAAAUAAGAACAUUUCAGAUGCACAAAACCAGUGAAGGGAGAUUUAAACAUCAUUUAAAGUUCACGUCUAAGAGAAAUGAAAUUUGUUAAUCUGUCUGAUUACAUUGUGUUACGUAAUAAGAUUCACAAAUAUAUUUUCAUAUAAAUCCAUAAAAUGAUAAAUUAUAUUUUACAAAUCUGAGCACUUCUUUCUUGCUGUAUGAACACAUUAUCUCUUCUUCGUUAUAUUUUAAGGUUGCAUAAUAUCUAUUAAACAUGUUAUCUAAUUUAAUCACACU